CAAAGGGCCUCGGACUGGGCCUCCAGAUCAGGCUACUCUGCAGCCAUCCCCGAGGAUCAUUCCUUUGCCUAGUAGCCAUGCACCAUGGGAAAAGCCUUCGGUCUACACAGGCCGUAGCAUCGCACCGCGGGCCGAGUUGCCAAUGAGAUCAGUGCUGCAGCAAUACCUCGAUGUGUAUCAUUCAUCAACCAUACGGAUGAUCUUUCCGGUGUUGUGCCACCGCAUGCAUCUUUGCCUUGAUGGCCUUGGUCUCCAGCAUGGACCACGAUGCCAUCUGCUGCACUGCUCCACGUCCUCCUCCUAUCCCUCGACUGGCAUACAUCGACCAUGCACGAGCUCUACUGCCAUCUCUCGUGCAGAACUCGCUGAGCCUGGAUGCAAUCCAGACCGCGAUCCUGCUAGCAAUCAGCGGUACGAUGAUCGGCGAACUCCAAACCGCCAUGAAUUUCACCUCGAUCGCCGCGCGACAGAUCAUGGCCGUCGGCGCUCACACUUGGAGCGAGCCCCCCGGGGAUGAGUCGGCCCUAAGCACCCCCAAACACCUCCGCACUCUCUUCUGGAUCUGCUAUGCCCUAGACAAAGACCUUGCAUUACGGACCGGACAGCCCCAUUGCCUUCGCAACGACGACUGCAAUCUGCAACUGCCUACCGCAUACAUCGAGCAACUCGACUCCCGCAUGAGCUAUGCCCCACAGUCCCACCGCUACGAGGGGGCUCUAUUCCCCGUCGACCUCCGACUCAGCAUGAUCAAAUCCCGCAUCUUCACAGCCCUAUACUCCUACAGUGGUCUUCGCAAAACGGACGUCGAAAUCAUCCGCUCCAUCCGCGAACUCGACGACGAGCUCGAACAAUGGCGCACUUCCAUUCCCGCUCUCCUCCGUCCGCAACUCUCGUUUGCCCACCAGCCUGAUGCCACCACCCCCAAGAACAUGUCCCUGGUGCUCACCCAUCUAGAUUACUACUCCUGCGUCAACCUGAUCCAUCUUGCCGGCGGUCGCUGCCAAGCAUGGCGAUCGACCACCACGCCCGCGGGGCUGAUGGAUGGUCUUCGACUGUCUCUCAACUUCUCCGUCGAGGCCAGUCGCUCGCUGUUGCUAUUCCUGUCUGACUCUGAAGCAUAUGUUAGUCCUGGAGGCUUUUGGACAUUACUCUUCUACCCCAUGUCUGCCAUCCUCACCAUAUUCUGCAACAUUCUCGAGAACCCACAUGCCGACACAGCGAACCGCGAUAUCCAGCUCUUGGAAGCGGCGGAACAUACCACGGAAAAGUUAUUCCUAAGGCAGAGUUUGAAGGCGGGGGAGUUGCAGCCCGUCACGGGGUUUAUUUCUAUAUUGAAGGAGAUUGCGUGCCGGGGGGUG
Aspergillus ibericus CBS 121593 is the source of this 1358-nucleotide messenger RNA. RefSeq names its product fungal specific transcription factor domain-containing protein. The transcript has 3 exons. Lineage: Eukaryota; Fungi; Ascomycota; Eurotiomycetes; Eurotiales; Aspergillaceae. Gene Ontology annotation, biological process: DNA-templated transcription. The record is from RefSeq and is a predicted model, not a curated record. The annotation marks the transcript as partial. Gene Ontology annotation, molecular function: DNA binding; zinc ion binding.